This is a messenger RNA of Pteronotus mesoamericanus, 1562 nucleotides long. RefSeq names its product alpha-methylacyl-CoA racemase (gene AMACR). Gene Ontology annotation, cellular component: mitochondrion. The record is from RefSeq and is a predicted model, not a curated record. The transcript is spliced from 5 exons. The coding region runs from base 82 to 1230 and encodes 382 amino acids. NCBI's taxonomy places the organism in Eukaryota, Metazoa, Chordata, Mammalia, Chiroptera, Mormoopidae. Gene Ontology annotation, molecular function: alpha-methylacyl-CoA racemase activity. Gene Ontology annotation, biological process: bile acid metabolic process.
GCUAGGUCCGCGCGCCUGGGCCGGGUUGCUGGAGGGUGGUCCUCCAGUUUUCUGUUCCUCCAGACAGCAAAGCAGGGUGCCAUGGCGCUGCGGGGCGUCUUGGUAGUGGAGCUGGCGGGCUUGGCCCCAGGCCCCCUCUGCGGUAUGAUCCUGGCGGACUUCGGAGCGCAGGUGGUGUGUGUGGACCGGCCCGGUGGCACCGUCAAUGUGAGCGGCUUGUCCCGCGGCAAGCGCUCGCUGGUGGUGGACCUGAAGCAGCCGCAGGGAGCGACCGUGGUGCGGCGCCUGUGCGCCCGGGCGGACGUGGUUCUGGAGCCCUUCCGCUCCGGUGUCAUGGAGAAACUCCAGCUCGGCCCGGAGAUUCUGCAGAGGGCGAACCCAAGGCUUAUCUACGCCAGGCUGACUGGAUAUGGCCAGUCAGGACCGUUCUCCAGGGUAGCGGGCCAUGACAUCAACUAUUUGGCUUUGUCAGGCAUCCUGUCAAAAAUUGGCAGAAGUGGGGAGAAUCCAUAUGCUCCACUGAACCUCCUGGCCGACUUUGCAGGUGGCGGCCUCAUGUGCGCGAUGGGCAUCAUGAUGGCUCUCUUCGAACGCACGCGCUCUGGCAAAGGCCAGGUCAUUGACAUGAGCAUGGUGGAGGGAACAGCAUAUCUAAGUUCUUUUCUGUGGAAAACCGCUGGUACAGGACUGUGGGAACGGCCUCGAGGAGAGAACUUACUCGAUGGCGGCGCGCCGUUCUAUGGGACGUACAGGACGGCCGACGGAGAGUUCAUGGCUGUUGGAGCAAUAGAGCCCCAGUUCUACAAGCUGCUCAUCAAGGGACUUGGGCUGAAGUCUGAUGAACUUCCCAAUCAGAUGAGCAUAACUGAUUGGCCAGAAAUGAAGAAGAAAUUUGCAGAUAUAUUUGCAAAGAAGACAAAGGCAGAGUGGUGUCAGAUCUUUGAUGGCGCCGAUGCAUGCGUGACUCCGGUUCUGACUUUGGAAGAGGUUCCCCAUCAUCAUCAUAAUAAGGAACGGGGCUCAUUUAUCAUUGAUGGGGAGCAAGGUAUAAGUCCCCGCCCUGCCCCUCUGCUGUCAAACAGCCCAGCUACCCCUUCUUUUGGAAGGAAUCCUUUGGCAGGAGAACAUACUGAAGAGAUACUUAAAGAAAUUGGGUUCAGCCAGGAAGAGGUUGAUCAGCUUUACACAGAUAAAGUUAUUGAAAGUAAUAAGCCGAGAGCUAAUCUCUGAAGUUCAGGCUCCUUGGCUCAAGUGAGUUUGAAUAUUGCAUUUAUAGUAUAGAAUAACACAUGUGAAUGAUACAUGGAAAGAAAAAAGGGCAGUAUGAGAGCAUUCCAAUUCUUCCAAUCAAGAAACAAGAAAAAAGAAACAAGUAAUGAUCACAUUCUGCAAAUGGUUGACAUAAUGACUUUUGAUUUAAGAAUGUUUUUAGUUUACCUAUACUAAACUGUGGCAGUUUUUCUGCCUUCCAUUUACUUGAGAGAUUAUAUUUGUUGAUACUAAAAUACAAAUAUGUAUAAUAUACUUUAAAUGAAUUAAUACAAUGCUUUUAUUUAAAUAAA